AUGGACGCCCAAGAAUCUAAAUCAGCUGAUUCGACCCUUAAUCCCGAACAUCUAUACAAAGGACGGCGAGCCUCCCUGUCCCUCGACAUCGUAGUCAUAGGAUGCGGUCUGGGAGGUCUCGCCGCUGCAUACUGCCUCGCACAGGCAGGCCACAACAUCACUAUCCUCGAAGCAGCGUCAGCCAUCGGUGAAGUGGGCGCUGGCGUUCAAGCCAGCCCCAACGUCUCGCGUCUCUUGAUGCGUUGGGGACUUGGCCCACGUCUCGAGGAACUUGGCGUCGAAAUCCAGGCUUUGAGCUUUAGACGAUGGAAGGACAAUGAGGUCGUUGGAUGGACGCCGUUUGGAGAUGUGAUCGAUAAGGAAUACGGCGCCCCUUUCUACCUCUUACACCGAGCUGAUUUCCACCGCAUGCUCCAUGAUGCCACCGAGCCACACUGUAACAUCCGUGUCAAUAGUCGCGUUGUAUCCGUGGACCCGUCGAAACCUAGCGUGACUCUUGCUUCUGGGGAGGUUGUAUCUGCGGACCUGAUCAUUGGUGCGGACGGAGUCAAAAGUAUUACCCGGGAGUAUGUUGUCGGCGGGCCCGAUAAACCCAGGUCUACUGGAGACGCUGCUUACAGAGCCCUCAUCCCGACUGAGAAACUCCUAGAGGAUGAUGAGCUGAGACCACUGGUGGAGAGAAGGGAAUCAAACAUAUGGAUGGGUCCCAAUGGUCAUAUUGUCGGCUAUACUAUUCGUGCCAAGAAAGACUUUAACCUCGUCUUGAUGCACCCUGAUGAAGCUGAAGGCGGCGUGGAAUCGUGGACUGCUGAAGGUAACGUGGACAAAAUGAAGGAGUACUACAAAGGGUGGAAUACCACUAUUCAAAAGCUUCUGGCCCUUGUUCCGUCAACGCUCGAUUGGAAGUUGAUGGACCGAGACCCACUGCCUUCGUGGAUUCACAAGGAUGGCAAGUUGGCCUUGUUGGGCGACUCUUGUCACCCUAUGCUGCCCUACCGUGCGCAAGGAUCAGCCAUGGCGAUUGAAGAUGCUGCCGUCCUUGGCAACAUAUUCUCGCAUUGCUCGGACCGCUCGCAGAUCUUACCGAUGCUCUAUGCCUACCAAUCCCUCCGGUAUGACCGUGCCACGGCGACACAGACGUCUUCAAGUCUGAACCGGCACAUAUUCCAUCACCCCGACGGGCCAGAGCAAGAAAAGCGUGAUAAGGAAAUGCGCGCUGCGAUGGAGGACGCGUUCCGCGUCGCGCGCGGUGAGAAGAGCACACAUGUACUAACAGGCAAUGCGAAUCAAUGGGCUGAUAAGAAGAAGAGCGAUAUCCAAUUUGGAUACGAUGCAGAUGAGGAGGCGGAAAAGUGGUGGGAUGCAAAUGGGGACAGGCUUAUGAGCCUCAUUCCUUCGACCGAGAUCAAGUCAAGGGGUGUGCAUUCUGCAAAUCGCCACUAA
Molecule: messenger RNA, 1443 nt
Organism: Suillus clintonianus
Lineage: Eukaryota; Fungi; Basidiomycota; Agaricomycetes; Boletales; Suillaceae
Exons: 8
Coding region: 1-1443 (480 amino acids)
Biological process (GO): secondary metabolite biosynthetic process
Molecular function (GO): monooxygenase activity; FAD binding
Source: RefSeq, a predicted model, not a curated record